Cynocephalus volans (Philippine flying lemur) is the source of this 672-nucleotide messenger RNA. It is a transcript of the gene SAMD12, whose product is annotated as sterile alpha motif domain containing 12. The coding region runs from base 55 to 672 and encodes 205 amino acids. The record is from RefSeq and is a predicted model, not a curated record. The transcript is spliced from 5 exons. NCBI's taxonomy places the organism in Eukaryota, Metazoa, Chordata, Mammalia, Dermoptera, Cynocephalidae. Gene Ontology annotation, biological process: cell surface receptor protein tyrosine kinase signaling pathway. Gene Ontology annotation, cellular component: cytoplasmic side of plasma membrane. Gene Ontology annotation, molecular function: protein binding.
GGAGGAGUACCUCGGCCAAGAAAAUUAUGCAUGCGUUAGGGAAGCUCUGAGAGAAUGGCUGUGGAAGCUCUCCACUGUGGUUUGAAUCCACGGGGUAUUGAUCACCCUGCCUGUGCUGAAGGUAUUAAACUGCAAAUUGAAGGUGAAGGUGUGGAAUCUCAAUCCAUUAAAAACAAAAAUUUCCAGAAGGUGCCUGACCAAAAAGGAACCCCUAAGCGACUGCAGGCAGAGGCUGAGACAGCUAAGUCAGCUACAGUGAAGCUGUCAAAACCAGUGGCUCUGUGGACCCAGCAGGAUGUCUGCAAGUGGUUGAAGAAACAUUGUCCGAAUCAGUAUCAGAUCUACAGGCGAGCUCUGCUGAGACUUACUGACAAAAAGCUUGAGCGAAUGGGGAUUGCCCAGGAGAACCUCCGGCAGCACAUCCUACAACAGGUGCUCCAGCUGAAGGUGCGAGAAGAAGUCAGAAACCUACAGUUACUCACACAAGCUAUAGAGAUUGUGUGCUGCACAACCCCAGGAGUAGAUUGUGUGCUGCACAACCCCAGACACAUAGAUCAGGGCACGAUUUCCCCAUCAGGAGUUGUACAGUGUGCAGUCUGCAUAACCGUACAGUGCAGUCCCAGCUAUCUUCAUCUGACCACCAAUUCUGAGAGGGCCUUGGAAUUUGAGUGA